Lobosporangium transversale is the source of this 4173-nucleotide messenger RNA. RefSeq lists its product as hypothetical. Gene Ontology annotation, biological process: protein autophosphorylation; phosphorelay signal transduction system. The coding region runs from base 1 to 4173 and encodes 1390 amino acids. The record is from RefSeq and is a predicted model, not a curated record. Gene Ontology annotation, molecular function: phosphorelay sensor kinase activity; protein binding; histidine phosphotransfer kinase activity. The transcript is spliced from 6 exons. NCBI's taxonomy places the organism in Eukaryota, Fungi, Mortierellomycota, Mortierellomycetes, Mortierellales, Mortierellaceae.
AUGUCAAAAUGCUCCGCUGAUCAGGAAUACGAGUCCUGGGAUGAUUUUCUUUACCACUAUCGUCAAGGACGUUUCCCAAGUGACUUCCCCACUUCACGACCAAAGGCCGUCACAGCAUUCCCUCCCACCCCUCCUUACAUUGGUCCUCCUGACCAGUACCUCCCUUAUCUGGCCCCGCCCUUGCCUCUGAACGAGGAGAAACGUCUCCGUGCCCUUCACAGCUUCCAACUCUUGCGGACAGACCCCGAUCCAAAUUUUGAACAUAUUGUCCAAUUGGUUGCAAAUGUCAUGGGUACCAAAGGGUGUGUCAUCACUUUGGUGGAUCAUCUUCAAGUAUCUACAAAAGCCCAAUAUCCUAAUGCUUAUACAGAAGCCCCACGCCAACAUUCAAUCUGUUCACACACCAUUCUACGAUCUUCAAAAGAUCCGUUGGUUGUAUUGGACACCUACGCUGAUUGGCGCUUCAAGGGUUUACCUUCUGUUGAAUCAGAGCCGCAUAUUAGGUUUUAUGCUGGAGCACCAUUAACAACUUCAGAUAACCUGAAUAUUGGGGUACUAUGCCUUUAUGAUUUUGAGCCACGAACAUCUUUUUCGGAAAAGGAUCGAAAGCUGCUGACUGACUUCGCUGCUGUAGUUAUGAGAGAGAUGGAAUUGUGGAACGAUCAGGCGCCUCUUCCAACACCGUCUGACAUUUUUGAAUCAGUCCCGAAAACAUUGGAUAAUGAAUCAAUGUAUGCAUCGACACCAUUGGAGCCGGCCUUUCCUACACCUACAGGCUCUCCAACAUUGCUCUCAUGCGCGUUUGCGCCACCUUCAUUGGGCUCAUCAGAGUCGACGCCUGCAACUGGUGGGAACUCCUUGCAAGAUAAAGCAUUUCCCGCUGCAUGUAUCAUGCUCCAAGCAACGCUCAAUGUCGAUGCAGUUUACCUCGUACAAGCUACAGACAAUCAGUCCAUUAUCCCGCCUUCGGAAUCUUCUGUCGUCUGGAAUUACCUUGAUAAAACAGGACGUCGGAAAGGGGCCGUUGGAGUGGUGAAAGGAGGUCAAGAAGGCUUGCCUUUAUGCACUCCUGCGCAGGAUGCAAACGAAAAUGACUGGUUUGGUGCCCCCACGAAUCCUGCUACGGUUAAGGACCCAAGCUGUCAGAAACAGCUAUGCCAUACCUUUGAGGGUACAUUGCGGUUGCUUAAAACAGGGGCCACGACGCCUUAUCGAUCGGCCUUGAUUGUCCCUAUCUUGGGACCAUCAUCAUCUUCAAAUGAGAUUACUAUGGAUAAUGAACCAUGGGCGUACUUUGUUAUCCUUUCCUCUUCUCACACAAAACAGUUUUCAUUUCAUGAAAGGAUCUACCUCAAAAACUUUGGAUCUUGCCUUGUCACUGAGGUUAUGAAGAAGCGAGUGGAAGCAGCCGAUAAAGCCAAAGGCACUUUUAUCAAGAGCAUCUCACAUGAGCUUCGAACGCCGCUGCACAUUAUCCUUGGUAUUCUCGAGCUACUUUAUGCUAAUCCGGAGGAGCCACUAAGUAAUGCACAGAUGGAUAUGAUUGCCACGGCUGAGGCAUCAGGCAAGAACUUAAUUGACACAAUCAACAACAUCAUCGAGCUCGCAAAUCUUGACCCUGAUAAUGAUAUGGAGACUCGAGAUAAUAGCGGAGAUCAUAAAACGAAGCCCGCUCCUGAAGUUGAAGAGACUGUUAUUGAGGACACAGAUAUUCGUGAUUUGUGCCAGAGCGUCGCUGAGUCAAUGGCAAAAGCUUGCACUGAAAAGAACGUGGUUGUACUGCCCUCUUGGACAAAGCACUCCCCUUCCUCACUGUCUUUAUCAACCUCAAACUCGGCCACAGGAUCGACAACGAAUAUUUCUACUUCAUUUGUUGGUACAAUACCGUUCAAACGAGGGAGCUUUAGCUCACAUGAAGACUCUCAUAGUGGCCAUAAUUCCUCAUUUGACUCCGUCCACAGUCUUGCAGCACGCAGUUUAAAACCUGAGCGUAAAGCUGUUCUGGAGCUUCUAGUUGCUAUGGAUGAGCCGGAAUGUGCUCCAGAUCAAGGUGUUAUAUGGAACUACUCACUAGAUGUGAAGUCUGUCACCCGCAUUUUGACCCAGCUCGUUGAGAACGCCAUUAAGUUCACUACAGCCGGGUUCGUAGAGGUUUCAGCAAAGCCCCUAAUUAACAGCCCUAUCCCUAUAAAACAACCGUAUCCAGGCGCCCAAGCUAUUUUGUUCACAGUACGUGAUACUGGGAAGGGUAUUUCACCCGAAUUUGUCCAAUACCAUCUUUUCAAGCGGUUCUCGCAAGAAGACCCGCUCCAGGUCGGUACAGGCCUUGGUAUGGCGCUUGUCAAAGAGCUUGUUCGAAAACUUGGUGGAUGGAUGGAGGUUUGGAGCGAAGGGAUUGAGGGAAGAGGCUGUGUGGUCAAGGUACUUCUUUGGGCGACUCCUGCCUCUCAUCAGGUGAAAUCUCUGAAGAAAAUUAGCGGCCCCUGGCAAGAGGCUUCUUGUCGGUUCUAUUCUGGAGAGCCUUCCGUUGGUGCAGACCGCUUGUUCGAGAUUAUGGGCAGGCGUUUGAUGGGUCAACAACUCAACAUGAACGUGGAGAAAGGUAAUGAGGAAGAUGCCAGUCCUGAAGAUAUGCUCAAGGAUCUUUGUGACCAAUCUCACUGUGACCUUCUGGUUAUCAACGAUGACCUCAUUCGUCUCAAGGCAUACUUAUCGUAUUGGAUCGAUUAUCAUCGUACAAUCGAGGUGGGUGACAUUAAAAACCCUGUUACGCCAACACCACUGUUGAUGGUUACGUCGCCAUCGAAUGUGAUGAACGUUCAGAGACUCGUUGACGAGUAUUUGGAAACACCGAUCGAGUCCGAGUCUAUUGAACGCCCCGCAAGCAUUGUGAUCAUGACCAAACCAAUCGGGCCCAUCAAGUUAGUGCAGUGUUUACGUGAGUGUUUCACCCCUGCUUUCUCUAGUCCUCACCUUGAAACCCCGCAUGGAUCGCCACGGCUCUCAGCCAGCUCAGAACCAAUACAAUUGCAGCCAAUGCCUUUGCUUUGCUCUGCGACAGUGCCUUAUAUCAUGGCAACCACCUCGGGUGUUCACGAUACCCGUCUGUUGUCGGCGGGAACAAUGAUUAAGCAGUCGUUUACGUCCCCAAUGACGCUUCAAGGCGGCCAACAACUAUCAAUAGUUGUCGCUCCUCACUCUCCUGGCGGACUUGUCCCUCCUCCAUGGACGUUACCUGCAGGACCGAGUCCUGCCACAACGCCAGAGCGUGAGGUUUGCCUCCCUGGAAGCGCCACAACUCAAGCCGACGAUCAGUACCAGCUAAAUUGCCACCUUGCUACACCGCAGUAUCUUCACCUUGCUCCAGUCCUUGACCCGAACCUAGAGGAAUUCAGGGCUAAUAUCGAUGUUACUGUGCCUAAGCUUCGACCCAGACGAUCAAUCUGGGAUAAUCAGGCCAAGAAGAAGCAACAGGGGUAUGUUGCUGCUUCUUCUACUGCUGCCACCUCCACAGCUGGUGAUACUGUUACUAUCUCUUCUGCUCCAAAAUCAACAUCGACAUCGGCAUCGGCAUCAGGAAGUAGUAAUGAGGAUGGUCCUACCAAAGAUAACGAGACGUUGAAAAAGCCUGUUCCUCGCGUGUUGAUUGUUGAGGACAAUAUCACCAACAGGAUGAUCUUGCGGACAUUCCUGAAGAAACGUGGUGUAAGCGUGGUUGAAGCCGAGAAUGGCAAGAUUGGUGUGGAGCGAUUUCAAGAAGAGGUUAAGCGCCGAGGCGGCAAAAGUGGUUUUGAGUUUGUAUUGAUGGAUCUGCAGAUGCCAGUGAUGGACGGCAACAUGGCCACGAAGCGAAUCCGCGAGUUUGAGCAAGGUCUGAUGGAGCAACAAAAGCUCUCGGAUCUAGCAAAAACUCAUAAAAGCAGUAGCGAUUCAAUAUCGGAAGAGCAAGGAUAUUGCUCUACAAUCAUUUUUGCAUUGACCGGCCUUGCAGGGGAUGAGGACAAGCGCCUGGCGUUUGAGUGUGGGGUCGAUGGAUAUAUGACCAAGCCUGUGAGCCUGAAGGUACUGGGAUCAUUGAUGUCAAGCUGCAUGCCCUCGAAUGAAGAGGAUCUGGUCAGCCAUGCCGGUUUAAAGUCACCCCAAGCGACAAAAGAGACGGCUGACCAUAUCUAA